Molecule: messenger RNA, 1110 nt
Organism: Epithele typhae
Lineage: Eukaryota; Fungi; Basidiomycota; Agaricomycetes; Polyporales; Epitheliaceae
Product: Phosphoenolpyruvate/pyruvate domain-containing protein
Exons: 5
Coding region: 1-1110 (369 amino acids)
Molecular function (GO): catalytic activity
Source: RefSeq, a predicted model, not a curated record
AUGCCGGGCCUCGAACUCUUCAGCACCAUCAACUCCGCCGUCCUCGGCAGCUCCGCCAACGAGCCCUCCACGCACACGCCCACCAGCGAGCUGAACUCGCCCAUCCUCUCGCCCGUCGAGGAGACAGCGGCCCCGGUCAUGGGCCUCGCCGGCCCGAACCCGUACUACAACGCCCGCCUGGACCCCAAGAACUUCCUCGAGGGCGAGCUCUCCUGGAACCCCGCGACGCGCCUCCGGCAGAUGCUCGCCCGUCCCGGCAUCGUCGUUGCGCCCGGGAUCUGCGACGGCAUCAGCGCACGCUGCGCGCUCGAGGCCGGCUUCGACUGCAUGUACCAGAGUGGGGCCGCGACCACGGCAUCCCGCCUCGGCCAGCCCGACCUCGCGAUCGCGACCCUGAACGACUUCGUCCAGAGCGCGCAGAUGGUCUGCAGCCUCGACCCGACCGUCCCCGUCAUCGCGGACGCCGACACCGGGUUCGGCGGGCCCGCGAUGGUCGCGCGCACGGUGACGCAGUACGCGCGCGCGGGCGUCGCCGCGAUGCACAUCGAGGACCAGGUGCAGACGAAGCGCUGCGGGCACCUGCUCGGGAAGCAGGUCGUCUCCCGCGAGGAGUUCGUGACGCGGGUGCGCGCCGCCGUCGCCGCGCGCGACGCGAUCCCAGGCGGGUCCGACUUCGUCGUCAUCGGCCGCACGGACUCGGCGCAGGUGCUCGGGAUGGACGAGGCCAUCUUCCGCCUGAAGCUCGCCGCGGACGCCGGCGCGGACGUGUGCUUCAUCGAGGGCGUGCGCACCGCGGAUCUGCUCACGAGCACGAUCGAGGCGCUCGCGCCCAAGCCGGUGCUCGUCAACGUCAUCUCGGGCGGGCUCACGCCGUCGUUCACCACCCGCGAGGCGGAGGCGCUCGGGGCGAAGAUCAUCAUCUUCUCGCUCGUGAGCUGCGUCGCGGCCGUGCACGGGAUCCGCGCGGCGAUGGCGUCGCUGAAGAAGACGGGCACGGACCACUCGAGCGCGCAGGGGAUGGACCCCAAGGCCUUCUUCCAGGUCAUGGGCCUCGACGCGGUCGUCAAGUUCGACGCAGAAGCGGGCGGCAAGGCCUUCGAGGUCAUCUAA